This is a messenger RNA of Fonsecaea nubica, 1488 nucleotides long. RefSeq lists its product as hypothetical. NCBI's taxonomy places the organism in Eukaryota, Fungi, Ascomycota, Eurotiomycetes, Chaetothyriales, Herpotrichiellaceae. Gene Ontology annotation, cellular component: Cdc73/Paf1 complex; nucleus. The coding region runs from base 1 to 1488 and encodes 495 amino acids. The record is from RefSeq and is a predicted model, not a curated record. The transcript has 2 exons. Gene Ontology annotation, molecular function: RNA polymerase II C-terminal domain phosphoserine binding. Gene Ontology annotation, biological process: positive regulation of transcription elongation by RNA polymerase II; transcription elongation by RNA polymerase II.
AUGUCUGCUGAGGUUGAGUCUGCUCCUCGUGGCAGUACUCUUGAGGAAGAUAGUGUUCAAGACCACAUCAGCAAUCCCGCAUCCGACGGCGACGGAGAUUUAUUUGGAGACGACGACGACGAACCGGAGCAGCAGAAUGACCUCCAUAGGAAACUUGACGACUCAGAGCUCGACUCCGGUGAUGAUGAAGGCCGGAAUGAUCGACUCGCCGCGACCGUCGAAGACGAAGAGGGAGACUAUGGUGAAGAAAAACAACUCAAACUUUUGGAUGUGGACAUUGCGCGAGUGAAACCGCCUGAGGGGGACGAAUUGUACCUCCUGAACAUCCCGAAUUUCCUAGGUAUCAAGCACAGAAACUUUGAUCCCUCGAGCUACGAACCGCCUACCAGGCCCCAUGAUGGCCGUGAUCCUACGGUAGACUCUACCGUCAAAUUCUCGCCAUUCUCUACGGCCAACACCUCCAUUUUCUGGCGCCGCGAUCCCAAAAAUCCUGAACUCAUACAAUCAAACACACGCAUAGUUCGCUGGUCGGACGGCAGCUUCACUAUGCAAAUCGCCUCUAAACCCCAAGACCAUUACCGUAUCUCCACUACCGCCAUGCGACAAGGUUGGCCUAAGAAGCUUUCUGGAUCGCAACACCAGGAUUACGAUCCUACAAAAGAAACAAACCACUUUUUGGCCGCACCUCACGCCGCGGCAGGAAUAGAUCUCCAAAUCGUCGCUCCUUUCGACGCGUCUAUGAAGAUCCAGCCUGCAGGCGACCAGGCAGACGAGGCGGAAAUGAAACUGCGACAAACGAUUGCUGCCACGACGCAAAUGCACGAAUCUCCUACCACCUUCAAGUCUGUCAAAGAAGACCCAGAACUUGCAAAGAAGGCUGCCGAAAUGUUCGAAAAGGAGCGGGCUAGGGCGGACCGUCGCAGAGAGGCUGCUCAAGACCGGCAGUUCAUGCGUAGGGACCGGGUGUUGGGGAAAUCUGGACUUGGUCGUUCAAUGGGCGGUACAGGUCUCUCGAUUGCCGGACUGGAAGACGAUGACGGCAUGCCUACUGCAAGAGGAAAGAAGGCGACAACCAAGCGACGCAGGCCGAAUCGUCGCGGGGACAUCUACUCGGACGAUGAAGACGAGGAAACAUUCCGCCGGAGAGGCAGGGAAGACGAAUAUGAUCGUGAAGAUGAUUUCCUUGCUGCAAGCGACGAGGAACCUGAGAUUUAUGAGGAUGAAGCCGACGAGGAAGCUGAAGCCGACGAGGAUCCGGAUGUGGAUGACUUGGAGAUUGAGGGACGUGAGACGGUGAUCGAAAAUCGCACUCGUGGCGGUGCCAGGGAUCGAGACCGGACGCCCAAACGGACAUCGCGAGACGAUGACGAAGACGCUGAGGGUGAAGAGGAUGGUGAGAUUGGAGAGAGCAGACAGGCUGUGGGAAAUCCUGCAGUUCGCAAGAAGCGGAGAGUCAUUGACGACGAUGACGAGGAAGAUGAGGAAUAA